AUGGCUGAAGAUGGUUUACCUAAAAUUUAUUCUCCUCCUCCAACAGAAAGCAAUAAGACGCCAACUGAAGCAACCAUUUUCUUUGGGGCUGACAGCACUAUUCCAAGGUCAGAAACAACAAUUACUUCAGAAGGAGAUCACAUUACUUCAGUAAAUGAGUAUACGCUAGAAGGUGAUUUUUCAGGCAACAAACUUACACCUACAAAGGAAAAACUCAAGUCAGAAAAUGAUUUUGGAAAAGAAAUUACCACUCUGACUGGCACUACAAACUCCAUGGCAAAUGACUCUAUUACUGAAAAUUUUAUUCCAGUGAAAAUCAGAAAUAAUUCAUCACCAGUUGCUACUGUUUCUUUGAUAGAUUUUUCCACUGACAUAGCAAAAGAAGAUAUCCUCUUGGCUACCAUUGACACAAGGGAUAAAGAGAUCGCAAUAACUUCUGAAGUAUCUGGCCCACGAAAGGACUGCACUGCCAGUGGUGCUGAUACUCCUGCCUUUCCAAUUGAAGAAGGUGAAGCUGAUGUUAACUAUAAUUCCUCUGUCAAAUCCAAUGUCCCCACUGAUGAGCCUAUCCAGAUCACUGAUUCCUUUAUUCCUAAGGCUAAAAUCUUUCCUAUUAAUGAAAACAAUUUUGCCACUAUUCCAGAUAUAACUGCCCUUGUAGACAAGGAAAUAACUGAAAUUGGCCUAAUUGCUUCAGAGGAUGACCCCAGUGCUGUGACUAAAUUAACAGACUCUGACGAGGAAAAGUUCAUCACUGUAUUUGAACUCACUAUCUCUGGGGAGAAAGACAAAGAUAACUCAGAGGAUAUUCCAUUAACUGAUGAAGAGCCUGCAACUGAAGGGGCCAGUGUUUGGAUGGAGAGAGAUACCGCCAAUGAAGCAGAAACCCAUUCUGUUUUGCUUACUGCGGUCGAAUCAAGAUAUGACUUCAUUGCCCCUGCAUCAGCAGCUGCAAACCUCAUGGGAGAAUCGUCUACUAAGACAACAGAAGAUUUGUCUGAGAUGGAUAAAGCAGACACUGUAACUAAGAUUAUCGAACCAUUUUCUGAAAUUACCUCUAUCUUAGAUACCCCAAACUACAUGGAAGACACAUCUACAGCGGAAACGGGUGUCUUUAAGCUCCUGAAAGAAGAACCAGAUGAGUUCAUGAUUUGA
Molecule: messenger RNA, 1155 nt
Organism: Carlito syrichta (Philippine tarsier)
Lineage: Eukaryota; Metazoa; Chordata; Mammalia; Primates; Tarsiidae
Gene: CABS1
Product: calcium binding protein, spermatid associated 1
Exons: 1
Coding region: 1-1155 (384 amino acids)
Biological process (GO): spermatogenesis
Molecular function (GO): calcium ion binding
Source: RefSeq, a predicted model, not a curated record